AUUCCCUUUGCUUGUGCUCGGGUUCGCUACGACCAACACGAAGCAAUUCUGUAAACAAAGUCCAUCUUCCAAAUCUAAAAAUCAUAUAAUUUAUUUUGACAUGUCUUUUUUCAGUGGUGCCCAUGAUACUCCCCAGUACAAGAUCAUUUCUGUUAACUCUCACAGUGGGCUGGUGUUGUUUAGAGGAAUUCCCAUCAUCUUACUUGGAUAGAACAGGGCAUUUGGGAAUACGAUCCACCGCAAAAUUCUUCAUGAAUGCAGCGUUCUUGGCAUUUCGGAAUGGAUAUUUUGACCGUGCUAACAUUGAUAAUGAUUAUACACAUGCCUUUUUCCUCGUAAGCCAGAGUCUGAGACUGUCAAAUCAUCUUUAUUGUGACAUUGUACGCUUAUCGUCGUCCGAUCUUCUUGUGGCGAGUCGAGCAGCUGCAGUAGGGCGCACAUCUAUGACCAAUCUGUACAUCCUGUCAUGCGCAGAUACAAAAGUAGAGCUUGCCCGUUGCGUAACCGCUCUCGUCAUGACGAAUGUGGACACCAGACGCCCAACUCCACUGCCCAAGUGGUUCAAAGUAAAACAUACGUCUGCUACUAGUGCUAACUUUGAUCUUUUACAAAAUGAAGUCAAAACAAGUCGAGAAUUUCAGCAAGUUCCCGAAGAGUGUUUCCGGAGUGAAGUGAAAACCAGAUAUAGUGACACAGACUUCAACAACCAUGUCAAUCAGACAGAAUACAUACAGUUCUGUCUGGAGGGUGUAGAGGAAGCGUCUCAGUCCGGUUAUUAUAGACACUUCACGUCAGAUAUACUCUUGUACCCAGUUCUAGAGUUCGAUAUCAUACAUCUCGGCGAAUCUCGCGCCUGCGAGAUAUUGACGGUUUCCACAUGGCAAGAUAAAACAAACGACCAAUUAGUGCAUUUCUCUAUUCAUAAUAAAUCGUCGUCGAAAUGUGUUGCUGUCGCUACGAUCAAAUUUGGUUCCCAAUCAUUGAGAACGCCAGCAAGUUCUAGUCUGUAGAUUUGAAUGAAAUGUGUAAAUAUUAGACAUGAAAAUAUAGGCAAAGUAUCGCGUUUGGAGAUAAUUGUUUUAAAUGUAUUGUUGUUUUAGUAUUGCAAUGCAUUUUGACGUUAGAAAGCUUGCAUAGUCGUUUACUCGAGAGGAAUGGCUUGUAUCGAUUCUACAUUCCUGAAGUUUAUUACAAAAUUCACAGAACGUAUUUUGUUGUCUAAAUAACUUUAUAAUUCUGAUCAAUGCCUGUCUUAUUACUGCGACCUUGACCAAAGGCUCUCGACAUUGCUAAAUGGCAUAUACCAAAUAUUGACAUUAUCUGGACAUGAACAUUCCACUGUAUAUUAUCAUAAUGAGUUUAGUAACAAUGGAAUCAAAAUGAAUGAAAGUAACUAAUAAAUAAUAUGAAAGCUUGAUUUUGGUAAGUGUUCAUUGUAAUACGACGAGACGUAUUGAUUGUCCAAAAGGACCAAGAAAGGCGUACAACUAGAAGAUCGGCUAUUUUGUUUUCUUCACACCUGUAAGUAGGCUUCAAUGACCAUAAGUGGGCCGUGUGAAUUAAUA
This is a messenger RNA of Pecten maximus, 1565 nucleotides long. RefSeq lists its product as uncharacterized. Bases 123 to 1010 code for a protein of 295 amino acids. Lineage: Eukaryota; Metazoa; Mollusca; Bivalvia; Pectinida; Pectinidae. The record is from RefSeq and is a predicted model, not a curated record. The transcript has 2 exons.